CCUUUUGUGGUAGGGCUAAUCACUAUUUGUUUCGUUUCACUUGCUUCUAUUCUUAUCUCAAAGACCCACUUUUGAUUUUUUUUUUGUCCCAAGUUGCCUCAAUCAUUGGAUCAGUCUUUGGUUCGAAUUCGAUCUACUUUGGGAGCUUAGUUUAUUGUUUUCCAAGAAAAAUUCACUCUUUUCUUCUCUAAGUGUGUAGAAUUGUGGUCUGUGUCUUUAUCAAGUUGCAGGUGAAGAGGGUCUUCUUUGAUCUUCAAUUUUUGUUUUCUUUAUUGAUUUUUUUAGUUCUUGGGGGUGUGUGAAUAUUAGUUCUCUUCUGAUGUUUUGUUUCCAAUCACUGUUUCAACCAUCACACGCAAACUAUCCAUCUGGACCCCCUUUUUCAUACUCAAUCUCCCAUGUUUUUCUUCUUCCUUCAGAUGUGUUCUUCAUAUGCUGCUUCAAUUGCCUGAGAUUUCGUCUCAAAAUUUGAUGCUUUUGUUCAAGGAGGGGUUGCUGUGUCACACUCUGGAAUUUCCCUGCAAAUUGUUUGAAACUUCUAUUCAAAGUUAGUUUUUCUUUGGAGAGACUUAAAAAAAAGGAGAAAAAAGUGUGUGAAAGAGUGAAAACUGAAAACUGUUAAUUAUGGUGGAUCGCUUUAGGCCUGUUUCCAUUGAAGAGUUACCUUCACACUUGAUCUUAGAGAUUCUGUGCUCGGGAAGGUUAAGUGCAAUAGACCUUGCUUGCUUGGAGCUUACUUCAAAAACUUUUGGUGGUAGCCAUGGAUUGUAUCCAUUCAAGUUUAGUUCAUUGGUGGACUUUGCUGCAUUUCAGUUGUGUGCCUCCCAUAUUAUCUACUCUAAGACGAGUUUAAAUUCUCAGAAGGAGUUGUAUGAUCGAUGCGGCGCAAAUUGGAAGCGGGUCUUGAGGUUCUUACAGUCUGUUGAACAAUCCUCUGAGAUGGUGGAGACAUCAGCAGGCAAUAUGCAAAUUACAACUGGAAAGUAUCACACCCUGUUGAUCAGCAAUUCCUCUGUCUACUCUUGUGGUUCUGGAUUAUCUGGUGUACUUGGUCAAGGGCCUGAAACACAAUGCGUAGCAUUUACCCGGAUAAGUUUCCCACCUUUGGCACGUGUAGUUCAUGUAUCAGCCUCCUUUAAUCAUGCAGCUUUUGUUAUGCAAUCUGGAGAGGUAUUCACAUGUGGAGAUAAUUCAUCUUCUUGCUGUGGCCAUAGCGAUACAAGCCGACCGAUUUCCAGGCCACGUCUUGUUGAAUCCCUGAAGGGAGUCCCUUGCAAGCAGGUUGCAGCAGGGCUUAACUUCACAGUCUUCCUCACUAGACAAGGUCAUGUUUAUACAUGUGGAACCAAUUCGCAUGGCCAACUUGGCCAUGGUGACUCUCAGGACAGACCAACUCCAAAAAUGAUUGAAGUCCUUGGUAAUGCAGAUCCUGUUGUUCAGAUUGCUGCUGGACCAAGCUAUAUCUUAGCUGUAACAGCGAACGGAGCUGUAUACUCCUUUGGGUCGGGGGCUAACUUCUGCCUUGGUCAUGGGGAGCAACAUAAUGAGUUUCUGCCACGUGCUAUACAGAAGUUUAGAAGAAAAGGUAUUCAUGUUGUCCGUGUAUCUGCCGGGGAUGAGCAUGCAGUGGCACUUGAUUCAAAUGGAUUCGUAUAUACGUGGGGCAAGGGAUACUGUGGUGCUCUUGGCCUUGGGGACGAGAUUGAGAAAACUACCCCCGAGAUUGUGACCGGUCUUAAGAAUCACUUGGCUGUUCAGGUCUGUGCAAGAAAGAGGAAAACUUUUGUGCUAAUUGAUUCUGGUUCAGUCUAUGGCUUUGGUUCGAUGGGAUUCGGCAGCCUGGGAUUUCUCGACAGAGGGGUAUAUGAUAAAAUCUUGAAGCCAAGAAUCUUGGAUACCUUAAAAACUCACCGUGUUUCACAAAUUAGCACUGGAUUGUAUCAUACAGUGGCAAUCACAAGCAGUGGAAGGAUAUUUGGAUUUGGAGACAAUGAAAGAGCACAACUUGGUCAUGACACAUUAAGAGGGUGCCUUGAACCAACUGAGAUUUUCGUCAAAGAAGAUUCUUCACAAGAAAAUAUAGAUCCCGACAUUUGAAAACCUCCACAAAAAGAAACCUUAUAUUAGUUUUUGUGGUAAGGAUAAAUUAGUAAAGUUCACUGUUUUUUACUAAUGUUGUAUCAUUAUAGUAAAGAAAUUGUAACACGCAAGGCACUUAACAUUUUUCAAUAUUUAAAAUACAUUAUUAUUAGGAAUUUAUAGACUGUAAUAAUUGUCCUUAAAAUACAUUGUCACUGUUGUAAGC
This is a messenger RNA of Arachis ipaensis, 2305 nucleotides long. Its product is annotated as Regulator of chromosome condensation (RCC1) family protein. The record is from RefSeq and is a predicted model, not a curated record. Lineage: Eukaryota; Viridiplantae; Streptophyta; Magnoliopsida; Fabales; Fabaceae.